AUGGCCGCCCUCUCCGGAGGCGACGGUUUCCUCUGCGGCAUUCUGUCGAACACCUCGCAGGCUGUCUGCUGGGACUCCGCUGGGCUGUCCAGAAUCCCCGAUCUCGUCCCCUCCGUUUUCCAGCCCAACGCCUACUCCCACAUAGCCGCCGGGAAGGACCACGUCUGCGCCGUCCGCGGAUCUUACUACUCCGACAUUGAUUCCGGCAGCGUCGAUUGUUGGGACAUCGUCAAAGGCCCUAACAACAGUCUCACAACCUCGGGGCAGAGCUCCCGGUUUUAUGACCAGAAUGCGAGCAUACUCGUAUUCAGGAAGCUCGUCUCCGGCAACGGUUUCACCUGUGGGGUUAUUCGCGACGGAGGGCUCACCUGCUGGGGCCCAAACUCCGGCAGCCUCGGGAUUUCAACGGUGCCGGACAAUUUCUUGGCCUUAGCUUCCAGUUCGAACUCUCUUUGCGGCAUAUGUCAAACAACCGGCGAGAUCAAAUGCUGGGGAAACAGCGAUUCGUAUUAUAUCCUGCCGACUGGGGUCAGAUUUGUGUCCUUAUCCGCCGGAUUACGCCAUUUUUGCGGGAUUAGGGAGGAUAAUCACGGGAUAGAGUGCUGGGGCCAGUUCAAUGCCUCGUUGAUCCCGAAAGGUUCAGGCUUUCUCGCGAUUGCCUCGUCCGAUUUCCUCACGUGCGGCAUCAGGGAAGGCGAUCUCGUGCUCGACUGCUGGUUCACCAAUUUGAGUUCCCCGGCGGAUUAUGAUCCCCCCUUGCAGCUGUGCAGCCCGGGCCUAUGCACUGCCCGGACCUGCAAUGAGGGAAUGUUUGCCUUCAAUGCAAGCCUUCUAAACGAGCCGGACCUUACGAGCCUAUGCGUUCGAAAAGAUCUCAAGAUUUGUUCCCCUUGUGGGCUUAACUGUUCCGAGGGCUUUUUCGCCUCGAGCUCGUGUACUUCCGAUGCCGACAGAGUCUGCACUCCAUGCUCUCUAUGUCAAAACAGCUCGUGUUGGGAUGUCUGCAAGCUCGAUUCUUUACGCGAAACUCGAAAAAAACAGAAUUGGAAUCGGCUGCGCACGUUUUUACUCAUAAUAGGAUCAUCGAUCUUCUCCGGACUCCUGCUGAUUCUUCUCGCUUGCCGCCUUCUGUCCCAUACUAAAAAAGCCCACGGGCCCUUGACCGGGUCCGAUACAGGCCCAGACCAGCACCCGCCGCCAGCAUCAGUCGCCCCGUGCCCAGGCGCGGCCCAAAUUUUCCGUCUCUCGGAGCUGAAGGACUCGACAAACGGGUUCAAGGAGUUCAACGAGCUCGGGCGGGGGAGCUAUGGGUUCGUAUACCGUGCCCUGUUACCGGACGGGCGGUCCGUGGCGGUUAAACGGGCCAACGCUGCCACAAUCAUCCACACGAACGGUCGUGCAUUCGAGGCUGAGCUCGAGAUCCUCUGUGGCCUCCGGCACGCGAAUAUCGUGAACCUCCUCGGCUACUGCUCGGAGAUGGGCGAACGUCUUUUAGUGUACGAGCUCAUGCCACACGGGUCCCUCCACGAUCACCUGCACGGGGGCCUAUCGGGCUUAAGCUGGGCCCGCAGGCUGAGGAUCGCUCUGCAGGCGGCGAGGGGGCUCGAGUACCUUCACACGGGGGUCGUGCCCCCCAUCGUGCACCGAGACGUGCGGAGCUCGAAGAUACUGCUGGAUGCGGACUGGGGGGCACGAAUCUCGGAUUUUGGGCUCCUGGGCCCGAGCGAGAGGGAGGAUGGGAUUGGGCCGGAUGUUUGGGCUGAUGUUUAUGGGUUUGGGGUAGUGAUUCUUGAGAUAUUGAGUGGGAGGAAGGCUUACGAUGCGGAAUGUGUGCCACCGGAUAUAGUCGAGUGGGCAUUGCCUCGGAUUAGGCAAGGGAAGGCGGCGGCUAUAAUCGAUAGGUAUGUGCCUCUGCCUAGAAAUGUCGAGCCUUUGUUGAAACUUGCGGAGAUAGCUGAACUUGCGUUGAGUGAGGAUCUGAACGAGAGGGCAUCGAUGUCUGAUCUAGUGGCUAUGUUGGAGCAGUUGGUUAGGGAUUAUGAUGGAUUGGUACUAUAG
This is a messenger RNA of Striga hermonthica, 2058 nucleotides long. Lineage: Eukaryota; Viridiplantae; Streptophyta; Magnoliopsida; Lamiales; Orobanchaceae. The record is from the annotation of a GenBank genome assembly.